Molecule: messenger RNA, 1272 nt
Organism: Lodderomyces pseudojiufengensis
Lineage: Eukaryota; Fungi; Ascomycota; Pichiomycetes; Serinales; Debaryomycetaceae
Product: TRAMP complex RNA-binding subunit
Exons: 1
Coding region: 1-1272 (423 amino acids)
Biological process (GO): polyadenylation-dependent RNA catabolic process
Molecular function (GO): nucleic acid binding; zinc ion binding
Source: RefSeq, a predicted model, not a curated record
AUGUCAGGAAUACUACCGUAUAUAGAAGAUACAAAUGGUGAAAAACAUAAAAGACAUAAAGUAGCAACAGAAACAAUAGAAUCAAUAAUACAAGAACAACAACCAAUAAAGAAAAAAUUAGAUAGAUCAUCAUUUCCCAAAGCAGAACCAAUUACUUCUUUCGCUUAUGAAGAUGUAAAUAAUGAUGCAGAAGAGUUAAUAUCUCUUAGAGGAGAAGGAAGAUAUUUUGGAGUAACAGAUCCAGAUGGAAAUAGCAAAACAUCUGGUCCAAUAUGUGAUAAUUGUCAUAAAAGAGGUCAUAAAAGAGCAAAUUGUAAAAUUGUAAUAUGUCAUAAAUGUGGUAAAAUAGAUGAUCAUUAUGAAUCGCAAUGUCCAACUACAAUGAUUUGUUUAAAAUGUGGUGAAAAGGGACAUUAUGUACUGGAUUGUAAAAGUAAAAAUAGAAAAAGAAAAUAUUGUAGAAAUUGUGAUACUUUUAAACAUGGAGAUGAUGAAUGUCCAACUAUAUGGAGAUCAUAUUUAACUAAACACAUACCAAAAAAUAAUGAAGAAGAAGAAAGUUCUGUAUUACCUGUAAUAUAUUGUUAUAAUUGUGGAAGUGAUAAUCAUUAUGGUGAUGAAUGUCAACAAACAAGAUCUUCAAGAAUUCCAAAUUUAGGAAGUGCAUUUAGUGGAAAUAAUUUACCAAGAAAUGUUAGACCAAUAUAUUUUUUAAAUUUAAAAAAUAAUGGUAUUAAUGAUGAAUAUGAACCACAAGUAACAACAAGAGAUUUUAAUUCAAAUUAUGAUAUAAUACGGAAUAAUCAAAAAGCUGAACCUGUCAGAUCUAUCGCAGUAAGAAAGAAUUUCAAUAAUAACAAUAAUUACAAUAAUAACAACAACUACAAUAACAACUACAAUAACAAUAACUACAAUAAUAAUUAUAGUAAUGAUUAUGGAAACAAAAACAUUGCAUCCUUUAAUAAUAAUUCAUAUACUGGUUAUCAAAAUCAGCUACCUGUUCGACCCUUUGCACCAAGGAAUCAUGUAAGCAAUAAUAAUAAUAAUAAUAACACCAAUAAUAUCAAUUUUAAUCAAUUUAGAACCCCAUAUGGAACAAAUAAUCCUCAAAAUGCAUCACUAAAGAGUAGAAUAUCGUCUAGUAAUACUAAUAAUAAUCAACCUUCAAGAAGUGGAGUUAUAAGUUUAUCAAAUAGAAUAUCAAAACCUUCAAGAUCUGGAUUAAUUGAUUCUAGUAAAAAUAGGAAAAAAGGUAAGCAUUUACGAUAUUGA